This is a messenger RNA of Stomoxys calcitrans (stable fly), 1059 nucleotides long. RefSeq lists its product as uncharacterized. Lineage: Eukaryota; Metazoa; Arthropoda; Insecta; Diptera; Muscidae. Gene Ontology annotation, molecular function: DNA binding; nuclease activity. Gene Ontology annotation, cellular component: Holliday junction resolvase complex; nucleus. The record is from RefSeq and is a predicted model, not a curated record. The transcript has a single exon. The coding region runs from base 78 to 998 and encodes 306 amino acids. Gene Ontology annotation, biological process: mitotic intra-S DNA damage checkpoint signaling; double-strand break repair; replication fork processing.
CAAGAAUGCCGCGAAGUUAAGCUAACUUUUACUUGGGAUUGAUGUGUAUAUCGUCAGCUUGAAAUAGCGCCCCACAAAUGGAUAGCAACAGCGAUAAACUAAGAAAAAAACAUAUACGUGACCAACAAAAACGUAUAAGGCCAGGAGAAUGUCAAAAAUAUAUACGUCUCGUCAUCGAUUCUCGUUUUAUGUCCGCCUCCUAUGGUCGUCAAUUUAUAGCCGAGCUUAAUAAUGCUGCAGGCGAUCUAAAGUAUGAAGUUCGUAACUUGGCCCUUAAGGAAUCCAUUAUAUGGGAACGUAGUAGAGGCCAACUAACACUGGCUCUGGAACAAGCCAAUGCUCUAACCGAAGACUGGCAACGGGAAAAGCAAGUGGCUAAAAUAUUAACUCAGGAAGAACUACAACAAAUGAUCAAAAAAGAUAAUCUUGCUCAGCUACCAGAGGAACUAAGUACCAAAUGCCCUAAUAUGCAUCAUAUUGUCAUAUACAUAUCCAAUGGUCAGAAACAAUCUCAUAGCGAGUCGGCAGCUUUAAUUGAACUACAGGUAAUGCAUCAGUUACAUAUUCUACAAAUUAAUAGCUCAAUGAAAGGUCUUGUGGAGGAAUUAAAAAGAUUAACUAAAGCCAUAGCAGAGGCACCAUAUAAACAACAGAAAAAUGAGACAUUGGCAUCGUUUAAAAAGUUUUUGGCCAACGAUAAGAAACAAUGUGUACGCGUUGAAGGUACAAAUGGUUUUGGCCGUUUAUGGCAGCAGCAUUUAAACCGUCUACCCUUGGUCACACUGGAGGUAGCCGAAACCAUUAUAGAACGUUUUCCGUGUCCAAAGCUAUUGAUUGAAGAUUUAAAAAAUAAUUCAGAAGCCGUUAAGCAAAUUGGCGAUUUGAAGAUAAAGCGUUCAGGGCCAAAGGUAUUACAAGUUGAUAGAAGAAUUGGUAAUGUAUUGGCCUAUAAAUUGUAUAUGCUCUAUAAUUGCACAGAUCCCAAUACAUUAAUAUAAAGAAUCGUUAAGAAAUAGCAUUAUGAAAUAUAGCAACACGUUUACAUUUGGUAUUAAUAAA